CUGACACGUGCUCUAGGUGGCACGCGUAGAGUAUCCGAUGUUUCUCCGGAGGUAAUAAGCUUUGGAAACCUCCCGAAGUUGACCAUAACUUCAUUACCACCCAUAUCGCAAAGGGGGCAAUGGAACUGGAUAUUCUCUCUAGCCCCAAUGGUAUGAAUGCAUCAGUACAAAGUCUUUCUCGUUUGAACCGUGUCUACAACCAAAAUGAUUCGAAUCAUGGUGGGAUCACUCAGAUACCUGACCUUCAAAAGGCUCCACAAAAUGCGGUCGAAUCUACAUUGGAGUACGACUUAGGGAACGGAGACAAGGCAAUAUCUCAAUACAAAGGAAGGGAGUAUAUACAACUAGCUGCAUUAUAUUGGUGUAUGUUUCUCGCCGGCUGGAACGAUGGAUCUACGGGUCCCCUCCUUCCAAGGAUACAAGAAGUGUAUAAUGUUGGUUAUAUCAUUGUCUCCCUCAUUUUCGUAUUUGCUUGUGUGGGCUUCAUAUCUGGUGCUUGUUUGAAUGUUCCGUUUUCUGAAAAACUUGGAUUCGGAAAGACGAUAGUUUUAGGUUCUUUUCUACAGCAGACGGCCUAUGCGCUACAGGCUCCUCAACUUCCAUUCCCAGUUUUUGUUAUGUCCUUCACAAUUAAUGGCAUCGGUCUAGCUCUACAAGAUGCUCAAUCCAAUGGCUUUGUUGCAUCUCUCAAAGAUCAUGCCGAGACCAAAAUGGGUCUGCUUCAUGCUAGUUAUGGUGCUGGCGCGCUCUGUGCGCCUCUUGUUGCGACACAGUUUGCUCAAAUGGACCACUGGUCGUUCUACUAUCUGGUUUCUCUUUCCGUCGCAACCAUCAAUACCAUAGUUCAAAUUGCUGUAUUCCGAUUCAAGACCCAAGAUGACUGUCUCGUUGAAAUCGGACAAGAACCAGGUGAGAAGGGAACCAGCGAGCACAGUCAUUUCCGACAAAUCAUGUCUCUGAAGAGUGUACAUCUUCUCGCUGUGUUCAUCCUCGUAUAUGUUGGAGUUGAGGUCACCGUAGGCGGUUGGAUAGUCACAUUCAUUCAGACAGUACGAGGUGGAGGUUCCAAAAGUGGCUACAUCUCUGCUGGUUUCUUUGGAGGGCUCAUGAUAGGGCGUAUCGUUCUUCUUUGGGUAAACCAAAAAAUAGGCGAACGUCGCGUACUCUAUCUUUAUUCGGCACUUGCUAUUGGACUGGAGAUUGUUGUCUGGCUUGUCCCUUCGCUCAUAGGGGAUGGGGUAGCAAUAGCCAUCGUCGGCAUGCUUCUUGGCCCAAUGUAUCCCAUCACGAUGAACCACACAGGUCGUAUUCUCCCUCGCUGGUUAUUGACCGGUUCCAUUGGAUGGAUUGCUGGUUUUGGUCAGGCAGGCAGCGCAGUGUUCCCAUUCAUGACAGGAGCUCUGGCCUCUAAAUUUGGUAUCAAAAGUCUUCAGCCUUUACUCGUGUCAAUGAUGGCUUUUAUGACUAUACUGUGGGCCUUCGUCCCAGGAGCCCCUCGUAAAACAGACUAAUGCAAACAACAAGGAAAAAAAAGACAUCUUAUGCUGGAUAUGCGUGCUAAAUACAAAAUGUAUUUUUCUUAGCUAGACUAUCAUCAAUCUCAGACUUUACAUUC
Messenger RNA from Lentinula edodes (shiitake mushroom), 1615 nucleotides. RefSeq names its product major facilitator superfamily domain-containing protein. Gene Ontology annotation, molecular function: transmembrane transporter activity. Bases 120 to 1511 code for a protein of 463 amino acids. The record is from RefSeq and is a predicted model, not a curated record. Gene Ontology annotation, cellular component: membrane. The transcript is spliced from 12 exons. Gene Ontology annotation, biological process: transmembrane transport. Lineage: Eukaryota; Fungi; Basidiomycota; Agaricomycetes; Agaricales; Omphalotaceae.